AUGGCAGCAGUGACGAAACAUUUGAGCUUCGCAAUCACCGCUUCGACGUCAUUCGAGCCUCCAUUUCUACUUGCCAAACGCUUCAGUACCCUCGAUCAUAUGACGGGAGGCCGCUUUGGCUGGAAUAUUGUAACAUCAUGGAAGAAAGCCGCGUUCAAGGCCAUUGGAAUUGACACGCCCAUCGAACGUGACGAACGAUACGCGCAAGCUGACGAAUACUUGCGCGUGCUGUACAAACUCUGGGAAGGAUCCUGGUCCGACGAUGCGAUUACUCAGAACGCCCCAGCAGAUGAAUACAUCGACCCCGCCAGAAUCCGCACAAUCAAACACACAGGAAAGUACUACAAUCUCGAAUCUCGCCACAUUGUCGAUCCAUCACCCCAACGGACGCCAUUUCUCUUUCAAGCCGGUACUUCAUCUGCAGGCUCAGAGUUCGCCGCCACGCACGCAGAAGCAAUCUUCGUGUCAUCGCACUCUCCAACCGUUCUAGCGCCCAAAGUCAAAAAGAUCCGCGAACUAGCUGAACAACAAGGUAGAGAUCCCGCUAGUAUCAAGUUUUUUGCGACAUUUACUCCCAUCCUUGGGAAGACGGACGAAGAAGCGCAGGAAAAGUAUAUCGAGCUGAAGAAGUAUGCUAGUGAGAUUGGCGGGCUGGUGCUCACGAGUGGCUGGACGGGAAUUGAUUUGAGCAAGUAUCCGCCCGAUCAUGUGUUGAGCGCAGAAGAUACGACGACGGAUCAUAGGGUGAGAAGCUUGUUGGAUCAAUUUACUGUCACAUCGCCGGAAGUACCGCAAUGGACACCGAAAGUGAUAGCGGAGAAGGCGUCGAUAGGUGGUCUUGGACCCGUGAGUGUUGGGUCGCCGGCUACGGUCGCAGACGAAUUGGAGCGAUGGGUGGGGGAAGCUGAUGUCGAUGGCUUUAACAUUGGGUAUGUGACUACUCCAGGGAGUUUUGAGGAUGUGGUUGAUUUAUUGGUGCCUGAAUUGAGGAAAAGAGGAAUAUAUUCGGAGAUUCCGAAGGAAGAGUCGGACGAAGAAUGGACGGCAAGAGAGAAGGUGUAUGGCAAGGGGCAGAAGGGAUUAAGAGAUGAUCAUGAAGGAUCGAGGUAUAGAUAUGAUGUUUACGAGGAGACUGAGAAGGAAGAGAAGAAAGCCAACGGAAAGCAUGAUGCUGAGCACAGCGAGACUGAGGAGGAAAGGCCCUCGAAGAAGCAAAAGAAGCAGUAG
This is a messenger RNA of Parastagonospora nodorum SN15, 1227 nucleotides long. RefSeq lists its product as hypothetical. Gene Ontology annotation, molecular function: monooxygenase activity; oxidoreductase activity, acting on paired donors, with incorporation or reduction of molecular oxygen. NCBI's taxonomy places the organism in Eukaryota, Fungi, Ascomycota, Dothideomycetes, Pleosporales, Phaeosphaeriaceae. The record is from RefSeq and is a predicted model, not a curated record. The transcript is spliced from 2 exons. Bases 1 to 1227 code for a protein of 408 amino acids.